Molecule: messenger RNA, 1104 nt
Organism: Haliotis rufescens (red abalone)
Lineage: Eukaryota; Metazoa; Mollusca; Gastropoda; Lepetellida; Haliotidae
Exons: 1
Coding region: 1-1104 (367 amino acids)
Source: RefSeq, a predicted model, not a curated record
AUGCCGUGUUCGACUGUACACAUGAGCACAAUUCACAUCAUCAUCGCAAGACCUCUACAUCAGACCCCGCUUCACAUCAUUAUCUUCAGCCCCACACCCCCACACCGGAAACCAAUCUCACAUUAUCCAAUCCACACCCGCAUCGGAACCGUCUCCCAUCAUCCUCUCCACCCACAUCCACACCGGAAACCAAUCUCACAUUUACCAAUCUACACCCUCACCGGAACCGUCUCCCAUCAUGCCUCCAUCCACACCCACACCGGAAACCAAUCUCACAUUAUCCAAUCUACAUCCACACCGGAACCGCCUCCUAUCAUGUCUCCACCCACACCCACACCGGACCUCCCUCCCAUCAUCAUCUCCACCCACACCCCCACACCAGAAACCAAUCUCACAUUAUCCAAUCCACACCCUCACCGGAACCGUCUCCCAUCAUGCCUCCAUCCACACCCACACCGGAAACCAAUCUCACAUUAUCCAAUCCACACCCUCACCGGAACCGUCUCCCAUCAUGCCUCAUCCACACCCACACCGGAAACCAAUCUCACAUUAUCCAAUCUGUACCCACACCGGACCUCCCUCCCAUCAUCAUCUCCACCCACACCCCCACACCAGAAACCAAUCUCACAUUAUCCAAUCCACACCCUCACCGGAACCGCCUCCCACCAUGUCUCCACCCACACCCACACCGGAUUUCCCUCCCAUCAUCAUCUCCACCCCAACCCCCACACCGGAAACCAAUCUCACAUUAUCCAAUCCACAUCCGCACCGGAACCGCCUCCCAUCAUCAUCUCCACCCACACCCCAACACCGGAAACCAAUCUCACAUUAUCCAAUCUACACCCGCACCGGAACCGCCUCUCAUCAUCAUCUCAACCCACAUCCACACCGGAAACCAAUCUCACAUUUACAAAUCCACACCCUCACCGGAACCGCCUCCUAUCAUGUCUCCACCCACACCCACACCGGAUUCACCUCCCAUCAUCAUCUCCACCCCAACCCCCACACCGGAAACCAAUCUCACAUUAUCCAAUCCACAUCCGCACCGGAACCGCCUCCCUUCGUCUCCACCCACACCCACACCGGAUCCCCUUCCCGUCAUAA